GAUUUACGGUCAAAAGAGAAUCAUGAAGUUCAUUAUUUUGCUUUGGGGGCUCUUUGUAGUACCUCCUGUUGCUCUUACUUCUCGCUUUGACAGGGGAAAGGUGUUUCGGGUGAAUCUUCAAAAUGCAAACCAAGUGAACUUCCUAAAGGAGCUGGCCUCUAAAGUACAGCUUGGUAUUUGGCGUCCUGAUUCAAUUCAUGAAAUUGUCGUUGGAACCAGUGUGGAUUUCCAAGUCAAUUCUGAGCAGACAAGCUAUGUCCAGACAAUGCUGGAGCAGAACAGAACAUCUUUUGAAAUUUUAUUCCAUGAUCUUCAAGAAGAAAUUGAAAAACAAUUUGAUGGAGGGAAACAUUCCCGUACGAAGCACAGCUAUACCAGAUACAAUGACUGGGAAAAGAUUGCUGCAUGGAUGGAAAGACUAGCUAAAAAAUAUCCGAAACUGGUUUCCCAGAUUGAGAUUGGAAAGACCUAUGAAGAGCGCACCAUGUCCCUUCUUAAGGUUGGGAUGGAGAGUGGCAGAAAGAAGGCCAUCUUUAUGGAAUGUGGUGUUCAUGCACGUGAAUGGAUUUCACCAGCCUUCUGCCAAUGGUUUGUAAAACAGGCUGUCACAAGAUAUGGACAUGACAAAGCCAUGACAAAACUAUUGGACAACUUGAACUUUUAUGUCCUUCCCGUAUUCAACAUUGAUGGUUAUGCCUGGACGUGGAAUAAAGAAGGGGAUCGCAUGUGGAGAAAGAAUCGUGCCAAAACUUCUGACAGUGGCUGUAUUGGUGUUGACUUGAACAGGAAUUUCAAUGCUGCUUGGGACAGUGAUGAUGGGAGUUAUAUACAAGAACCUUGUGGGCAAAUAUACCGUGGUCCCUCUGCAGAGUCUGAGCCAGAAACAAAAGCCCUUACAAAUUUCAUUCGUAACCACAUUUCUUCUCUCAAGGGAUACAUAAGCGUACAUUCCUACUCUCAACUACUGAUGUUUCCUUAUGGCUAUACUGAAAAGCUAGCACCCAAUCAUGAUGCUCUGAAUGAAGUGGCUAAGGGAGCUGUGGGUGCUUUAUCCAGUCUCUAUCAUACAAAGUAUACAUAUGGGCCAAUUGCCACUACAAUCUAUCCUUGUUCAGGUACUACACUUGACUGGGCUUAUGAUGAAGGUAUUAAGAAUGCAUAUGUCUUUGAACUUCGUGACCGUGGCCAGCAUGGGUUUCUCCUCCCUGAAACAAAGAUAAGACCAACUUGUAAGGAAACAAUGCUGGGUGUCCAAUACAUUGCAGAUCAUAUCCUGACCUCUGUUCCAUGAAGAAAUGUUCACAUUUACUUAUGAAGAGAAUGAUCUCUGACUACUUUAUCCCACUUUGUAUUUCUAUCCUAUAAUCCCCCCCCCCUUGCAUCUCUUUGAAAAAUAUUUUAUCAAUGACCUUAAUAAUUUCUGUAGAGUUAGAGUGGCUUCUGACUUUCUAUAUGACAACAAUGAAGCAGGCUUAUUGUAUUUUCACAUUCUUGCAGAGUUUUAAUUAUUUUGCUUUGCUAAAUAUUUUAGGGAUAGGCAUCUUUUUAGAUCAGCCUAAAUCAGGUAUGGACAAACUAAGGCCCAGUGGCCAGAUGCAGCCCCCUGGGUGCUUACCUCAGGCCCUCCUCAUUUUUCCUGUCCUCUCAGCAUAAGAACAAAGUGGUCCGCAUCAUCCUUAUGCAGAAAGGACAGAGGAGGAAGGCACACAGUCACUGAGACCCUCUGGGAUGCUCUCAGCCACUGCAUGUCAAACCCUCCUCUAACAUAAGGACGGGGUGAGCAAUCUUGUCCUUUUACCAAGAAGAUGACCUGAGGAAGGCAUGCAGUGGUUGAGAGCCCUCUGGACCGUUCUCAGCCAUUGUCUAUUCCUCCUGACAUAAUACUUCGAGCACAGCCCCAAGAUCGGGGAGGAGAAUUGGGGCAAUCGCCGCAUGCCUCAUUUUCCUCCCAGCAUAAGGAUGGGGUGAGCAGUCCCAUCCUUAUGCCAAAAGGACAACCUGAGGAUGACCCGGAUCCUGUCCUACCCUUUCCCGGUACCACCCUCUCACAGGCCCUCUCCCGGCUGGGCCCAUCCCACCCAAUGCGUGCCUGGCUGUCCCCACUCCCAGCCAGGCCCUCUUGGUCAGGUC
Molecule: messenger RNA, 2130 nt
Organism: Anolis sagrei ordinatus
Lineage: Eukaryota; Metazoa; Chordata; Lepidosauria; Squamata; Anolidae
Product: mast cell carboxypeptidase A-like
Biological process (GO): proteolysis
Molecular function (GO): zinc ion binding; metallocarboxypeptidase activity
Source: RefSeq, a predicted model, not a curated record